CAGGUUAGGGGGUCCUCCAGGACCAGGGUUGGGAAUCACUGGUCUGUGGCACUCCAGGACCAGGGGUGCCUACCCCUGCUUUAUAUAUUCAGAAAAAUAUCUGCCUCCUCCCAGACCAGCUUUUGGCAAAAUGACAGAAUGCAAACUUGUGUGCAUUAUAAAAUAAAAAAAAAGAUUUUAUGGUAGAAAUUUGGUAUCUCCUAAGUCUGAAGGUUACAGGAAGGGAAUUGAAUGACAAUCUGAUUGAUAAAAAAUGAAAACAUUGUUCCUUAAUGUGAUCUAACAAAAGUGAAACAAAGUAGCAGAGUCAGAAAACUGUUCAUUCCAAUUGCAUUUUACAUGUGUCUUCAUACUUAGAUUUGAUUAUACUUGAUUUAUUAUAAUGAUCAUUAUUAUUAUGUAAUUUACACAAUCCAUGAUACAUAGCAAAUUCAAAACUAAUUAAAAAACUAAUAUACAAUAAGUUUUAAAAAAUCAGUGUACAAUAGUUACAAUUUUGAAAGCAAACAAAAAACAGACCAUGUGCUAUAGUACUUUCUAACACAGACUUAGACAGUGAUAAUUCUCAACGUUUAGUUUUUUGUUUUUUAAAGGCGGUACAGAUGGAUUGUCCAACGUGAUGGAGGAUGCAGUCAGAAUCUGUCUUCACAAAAUGAAGUGAUUAGGUCUAUGAUUGCCUUAAAACAAUGCAGUACAGCUGCCGAGUUUGAAAAGAUGUCAAAGGAAGUGAUUGUCAAAAUAGACAGAGAAACUGGCAGUUCAGUAAUUUCACAGUAUCUACAGGACCAUUGGUUUCGAAAUGCAGACAUGUGGGCCAAUUUUGGACGGAGAGUUUACCACCAAGACAGUGAAACGAACAACCUUGUUGAGAGAUUUUUUUUCAGCAUGAAGUAUCAGUUUUUUCAUGGCUAUGCAAACAGACGAGUUGAUGAACUACUUCUACUACUUAAUACCAAGGUGGUCACUUACUACAGGUAUCUGGAAGAUCUUCAUGGUGCUCAGAGGAUUUCUGAUUCCAAAACACAGGAUACUGCAGAAUCUGCAUUACGUAUGAAGAACAAAGGCCUUCAAGAUAAUUUUGUUUACAAAUCAGGUGGCCAUUGCACAGUGCCUUCAGAAGCAGAUAAAGCAAAAUGUUAUGCUGUGGAUUUAAUUAGCAUGAAAUGUGAAUGCGCCGUUUCUGAAAGGGGUAAUUUGUGCAAGCAUAUUGAGUUUGCAAAAAUGAUGUGCAAAGAACAGGGGAUUGAUAUUGAUGGAAUUCGAAAAGAAUUAGCCAGUUCACUAACUGAACAGCAUUGCUAUGAGUGGGAUGGAAAACAUUUAAUUGUACAUUGUGCUGGUAGUUUUGGAGUAGUACAUGUGCAAAACCAACAGUGUACCUGUCUUGCCAAUAGUCUUGGAGAAAUAUGUGUCUGUCUAAGACUUUCUGAGUUAAUUGGUACACAGAACCCUAACCAAGAGGUAACUGACUGCUUUGCGAAUACCACAGCAAAUUGUCAAUCACACAAUAAACAGUUGUGUGUAAAGAAGAUGAUUUCAGACUUGAAGGAGUGGUGUGACAGCAGUGAUUAUAAGGAAUCUCCAGAGUUGAAUGCUGUAGUAAAACGUGCACACCAACUAGCAUUUGGACAGUAUAGCAUGGCCAGCAAUACAAUAAAAAUUAUAAGGCUGCAUGCUUACAGAAAACGCAUUGAAAGAGCAAGAAGCCAUGCUAUAGACAUGCAUUCAUAUCAGCUCAAAGAACCCCUUAAUCGAGCUUUAUAUACCCAUAGACCUGAUUCCAAAUUCAAAGUCUGUUCCUUUAGAAAAAGAAUAAUUGGUAGCAGAGCAAAGAAUCAGAUACUAAAAUCGAGCUGAACGUGUGCUGUUAUGAGCCCGUGCCUUUAUUUUUGAAUUACAGAAAGCACACAAAACUGGAAUAAGUAUAGAGGUUAAUUACAACCGUUAAGGACCUCAAAGGUCUCUUCAAGUAAGAGUGAAAUAGCUAUUUAUAUGUAUAGUGGCAGCAUGUUAUCAAAAAUAAAAUAUAUGUUGCAUUGUUCUAAUUGCUGAUGAUUGUAUUCUGGCCAAGUUGGUCGAUAUUUGAUAUGGUAUGUCUCCCUUUUCUCUCUUAAUCAGAUUACUUAAAUACAACUUAAAUGUGCAUUAUUGUAACACUUUGUAAAUAGAAGUUGUAAAAAUAUGAUUUGUAGUAAAUAGAAAGUGCAAUCUUUAAGUAGCGAGUCGUGUAAAAGCAAAUUGUUAAAAUAAAAAUCUAAGCCUGAACUGAAUUUCUUUCAAAGGGGGAACAUGUCAGGGUGUUAUUACAGCUGAGAAGUUGGGAGGAGGGUUCUUCUGUACAGCACUUUUUUCCACAAUUGGGUCCAGUACUUUGUAUUGCUCUGUAUCAGUCUGCUGAAGCAUGUAUGUGCAGUUUUACAUUUUAAUACUGCUAAUAUUUAACGGAGGCUGUGUGGUCCAAUGGUUAAAGAAAAGGGCUUGUAACCAGGAGGUACCCGAUUCAAAUCCCACCUCAGCCACUGACUCAUUGUGUGACCCUGAGCAAGUCACUUCACCUCCUUGUGCUCUGUCUUUCGGGUGAGACGUAAUUGUAAGUGACUCUGCAGCUGAUGCAUAGUUCACACACCCUAGUUUCUGUAAGUUGUCUUGGAUAAAGGCGUCUGCUAAAUAAACAAAUAA
This is a messenger RNA of Acipenser ruthenus (sterlet), 2679 nucleotides long. RefSeq lists its product as uncharacterized. Bases 670 to 1857 code for a protein of 395 amino acids. Lineage: Eukaryota; Metazoa; Chordata; Actinopteri; Acipenseriformes; Acipenseridae. The record is from RefSeq and is a predicted model, not a curated record. The transcript is spliced from 4 exons. Gene Ontology annotation, molecular function: zinc ion binding.